ACAAGCCAACCAACUUGCAAAACCAAAGUGCCAAACUACACCUUUUGUAGCCAACCAUAAACUGUAAGCAUUUAGACAGAAGCAUUAAUGGCAGACUUAGAUCUUCCAGGUUUCAGGUUCCAUCCCACAGAGGAAGAACUCCUCAAUUUCUACCUGAAAAAAGUUGUCUUUGGUCAUAAGCUUCAUUUCGACAUCAUUGGUUUCCUCAACAUUUAUCGUCAUGAUCCUUGGGAAUUACCUGGGUUGGCUAAAAUUGGAGAAAGAGAAUGGUACUUCUAUGUUCCUAGAGACAGAAAGCAAGGUCCUUCAGGUGCCGGUAGGCCAAAUCGAACGACACUGAAUGGAUUUUGGAAGGCAACUGGUUCUGACCGUACCAUACGGUGCUUAACGGAUCCGAAAAAGAUUUUGGGAUUAAGGAAGACUCUUGUUUUCUACAACGGCAGAGCACCAAGGGGAUCUAAAACUGAUUGGGUCAUGAAUGAAUAUAGACUGACGCCCCAAAAUUGUUCUUCUUCCAAGGAAGAUAUAGUGUUAUGUAAGAUUUACAGAAAAGCUACGUCUUUGAAAGUACUGGAACAAAGGGCAGCCAUGGAGGAAGAAGAGAUGGAACAGAGGGCUGCCAUGGAGGAAGAAGAGAUGUUUAAAUCAUCCACAUCGUCACCACAAGACUCAUAUAUGUCUGCAUCAUUAAUGGAGUCUGAAAUCAAUAUAUUUUGUAAGGGUGUUAGUAAUGAAGAAGACCAAGACCAACAACACGAUCAUGAACAAGAGCAAGAACAGGAACAGGAACAAGAACAAGAACAAGAGUUGAUCAAGGAGGAACAUGUUGAGGGUGUUCAAGAAGUAAUAUUGGUCAACAAAGAAGCUGAAACAUGUGCUGCUUCAAUGUCUAAACCAUCACUAACCCUCGUGAACGAUAAAUUCUUGCCCCAGCUUCAAUUGCCUGGUAAAAUUAGCAACAACUUGGAUUGGAUGCAAGAUCCUUUCUUUACUCAGAUACGUAGCCCUUGGUUAGACAAUUGGAUGACACCUACUUAUGCCAACUUACUACUUUAACUGCGUACAAUCCUACCAUAUUUUUACCAUAUCUAUUGGUAUAUGUUUAGCGUCAUAAUUAGGGAUUUUUGGUUGAUGCAUGAAAGUUAGAAACCUGUAUUAAGGCGAGUUAUAUAUAUGAAGCUGAAACCGUUAACUGUGUCAUUUUUUUCAAGUCUAACCAUGUCAAGACUUGUUAAUUAGAGGUACUGCUUACUACUACUAGUAUUAUUCCCAUCUUUAUGGCCUUUUUUAUUGUCAUUCACAGCGUGUCUACGAAACAUGAGAAAGUCUUGUAAAGUAGCGUUCUGGUGCAAUGUAAUUGUAAUGAAUAAUUAAGCUGUGAUGCUUUUAAUAAAUUCAAGUAUUAAUUUCAGGUUA
This is a messenger RNA of Papaver somniferum (opium poppy), 1416 nucleotides long. RefSeq names its product NAC domain-containing protein 22-like. Gene Ontology annotation, molecular function: DNA binding. The record is from RefSeq and is a predicted model, not a curated record. NCBI's taxonomy places the organism in Eukaryota, Viridiplantae, Streptophyta, Magnoliopsida, Ranunculales, Papaveraceae. Bases 88 to 1056 code for a protein of 322 amino acids. Gene Ontology annotation, biological process: regulation of DNA-templated transcription. The transcript is spliced from 3 exons.